UAUUGGAAAUAAAACAUGGCGCCCCCCAAUCCAGCAAGUGAAACAGAUCUGUAUGAAAUACUCGGUGUCCUUCUAGAGGCUACUCCAGUCGAGAUCAAGAAAGCUUACAGGAAGAAAGCUCUAACGUGCCAUCCGGACAAAAAUCCAGACAACCCUGCAGCAGCCAAGCAGUGGGAGGAGCUCUCUAAUGCUCUACAAAUCCUCACAGAUUCUGAAGCAAGAGCUGCCUAUGACAAAGUUUUAAAGGCAAAGAAGGCAACUGAGUUGAGAAACCGGGCUCUCGAGAGUAAACGAAGGAAAGUCAAAGAAGAUCUUGAGGCUAGAGAAGCAGCAUACAGAGAUGAAACAGUAAGCCAGAGUGAUGCAGCACAGAAGUUGGCACGAGUGAUCAAGAAGUUACAAGAAGAGGGUUCUAGGGUCCUGGCUGAGGAGCAGAGGCUACUCAAGGAGCAACUCAGGACUGGGAACAGUCAAACACAGGAUGGAGAUGAUCCUCCAAGACUUAAAAUCAAAUGGAAGAGCAAGAAAACUGGUGAGACCAAUGGUGGUUAUAGUUAUGACAUCUUAUACAAAGCUUUCCAAAAGUACGGCCCAAUAGCCAACCUCCUUGUGUCAAGCAGAAAGAAUGGAAGUGCCGUUGUAGAAUUUGGAACGUCUAAAGCAGCAGAACUUGCAGUAAGGAAUGAGAUAGGGCUAAGCAGUAACCCACUGCAGCUAUCAUGGUUGUCUGGUCAGCCGACUGUCUCAAGAGUUUCACAAGGAUCAGAUGAUUUGUUAACACAGCAAUCUGUAAGCGCCACCGAAUCAGACUUUGAAUCCUUAGUCUUGGAGAAGAUGAGAAAUGCGCAGCAACAAAAGAAGACAUCGAAUGUUAAACCAAACUCUGACAAGGCAAGAACUUCUCCAGAUGGGUCCGAGAGCAACAUCACUACCUCCUGUGAUUCAGAGUCAACUCCUAAAACAUUUUCUGAGGAAUCGUCACCAUCUGUUUGUUCUCCAAUGAGCUCUGAACGAAAGGAGAAGAGCCAAUCCAACGGUAGUUUUAAAACACCUUCAUCAACUGGAGGUGAAGCGAAGGACUAUGAAAGUUUAGUGUUGAUGAGAAUGAGGCAAGCCCAGGAAAGGCAGAGACUUAUAGAGCAGAUGGCAAAAGAAGAUGCUCAGGACUCAUAGCUAAUCCAUAGGGAGGGAAAUAAAUAGUGUCUUAAAGCGUGGGUUAUGCUCUAAAGGUUACAGGCCUGGUACUCCACGAAGGCUUUGAAGGUGAUUACCUUCAUGCCCCCUGGUCAUUGUCUUGGCCUUGGUGCCCUUGAAAUGCUCCAGUAAAAAUUUACAAUUUCCUCAUAAGGUGCCCUUAACAGAGGAGAAAAAUGCCCUGGUGCUCUUACCCUUUCAAAAACGAAGCAUACAGGCCCAAGGUUGGGUCACAGAUUGACAAGUACUCCCUAAAUUAAUUACUAUAAAACUUACUUUGUGAGCACUGCAGCUAUUAAUAGUAUAAACUGUUUUGUGAAAGGAUUCCCCAUGAAGUAAAAAGGUUUGGAUAAUUUGUUACCCCAAAAAUAUUUGAAUCUGAGAAAGGAUUCAAGCAUUAAUCGUUUCACAGAUUUCUGAGGAUUGGUGUCCGUUUUCUAAUGCUGCGGCCAUAUAUGAAGUUGGUACUCGAUGCCUAAUUGCUUUUAUUUUUAUCUUGGAUGAACGGCCAUGUUGUUUGGAGAUAAAAAAAAGUCUAAAAGAAUUGAAAGAGAUUUGUAUUCAUUAUGUUUGAUGUGUUUGUUUAUGGAACAUGCACUCCUACAAGAAGCUGGCUUGAUGUAUGAGUUUAGAUGUUAGGCUUUUUGAUAAAACCUUUCCAGCCACUUCAUUUUCAAUACUGAUAACUUUUUGCUUGUAAUCUUGUCUCACUAAGGAAGUACCAGCCGUGGAGGGCAUAAAGUGGAGUUUCUUAUCAAUUCUUAGCCUUGUCCAAGGACGGUGGCACUAUUGCCUGGGAAAAGGUUUGCACUGCUCAAGUGGCGUUCACCAAUGGUAUGGCUGCAUCAAUUCAAUUCAUCUUUCCUAAACCUUUCCUUGAUUCAAUUCAACUUUUCUUCAUUCAAUUCAUCUUUGGGAUGUCGUGGCCGAGCGGAUAUGAGAACCAAACUCAAGCUCUUGUGUUUCUGUUCAGCAUAGUGUGGGUUCAAGUUCCGGUCGCGACACUUGUGUCCCUGAGCAAGACACUUGCAAGAAACUAUAAUUGCUUUUCUCCACUCGGGGUUAAAUGGCUACCUGUGAGGGCAGAGAUGGUUCUUGUGAUCGAUUUAGCUUAGUGUGCUACAUAUUUAACAGCUUAGGCUGUAUACUCCCCAGGGAGCUGAGAGUGUUUAAGGAAUGAAUUAAAUGGUCCAGUGACCAUGGGUAAUAAUGUUGGAAGUGCUUUGAGGCGUCCUUCAGGUGUAUGAAGCAGUAUAUAAAAAACUAUUCUUAUUAUUUUCCUAAAUCUUUCCUCAUUUCACUUCAUCUUUCCUAAAGCUUAAACAACAACAAAUUCAAAUAAGAGCACCAUUGUUUAUUAAUAAAUAAUCAAAUUUAUUAUGAAACUUCUUAAAAUAAAAAUAUCAGAAGAUUUCAACGAUUUAGAGUAGAAAAAUUAACACAAAAUGAGCACAAACUCAAUGGACUAAAAAUGAUAACAAAACUUACCACCCAAAAAGUUGAAAAAACAAGUUAAGUUUGUGGAUAACUAUGGAGUUCUGAGCUUGAUGUCACAAAUCACUAAGAUUUGAAUUAUGAUGAGUUGUCAAUAAUUGCCAUGGUGAUUUGUUCUAUGACAUCACACUUUGCUUAGCGAUAAAGGUUGAGUUGCAGCUCUCUCUGAAAUUGAGCACUGGUUGACUAGCUAAGCAUUACUCUUGAGAGUUUGGUAAGAGUACGCUGAUCAAAAGUUGUUCUGCGCUAGCUUUUCUCAUGUCUAAAGCGAUUCACAAGAUGUUUCCAUAGGGCUGCCACAAACUUAUUUGAAAACCUGCUCCAUUACUGACCAACCAAUCAAGCAAAUAUUUUGUUCGAAUUGCAUGCCGACAUGCACAAAUUUUGACUUUACAAACAAAUGCACAUAAGAGCAUUUAAAACCAAGAUAAACACCAAGUAAACAAAAUCCAAAGACCUUGUUUCAGUUUAGCUUGCGUUGGCCAUACUACCAUAAUUUGUGGCCAGAAUACCCACGCAAUUUUGAUAUCCUGGGGAGAACCCUGGUCACAAGCCGUGUCCGAACCAAUAAACUUCUGCAACGGCAGUGGCUACAAUGAUGAUGAAAAAUACAACUGUUUGACAUUUCCCCGUUGAGGCCAUUAAUACGGACAGGGUAAUAUUAAAUAACAAAUCUGUGCUCAUCUUACUGUGAACAGAGCAUGAAUUUCUUUAGUACACAUAUUUUAUGUGAAUUUAGUGUAUAGGUAUCUGAAGAGUUCAAAAUUAAAGCCACUUAUCCUUGGGCCUAUAAAAAAAAGACUAAACCAAGUCCAGUCAUUAAAUGUUGUUAAACUUGGUUUCUAAUGGCAAUAAGCCACUUCGGAGUUCCAGCUGCGCAUGUCUGUUACUGCUGACAACGGACUUUGUCUAUCUCCCGUGACCUU
This is a messenger RNA of Asterias rubens (European starfish), 3614 nucleotides long. Its product is annotated as dnaJ homolog subfamily C member 17-like. Gene Ontology annotation, biological process: spliceosomal complex disassembly. NCBI's taxonomy places the organism in Eukaryota, Metazoa, Echinodermata, Asteroidea, Forcipulatida, Asteriidae. The record is from RefSeq and is a predicted model, not a curated record. Gene Ontology annotation, molecular function: RNA binding. The transcript has 10 exons. The coding region runs from base 16 to 1173 and encodes 385 amino acids. Gene Ontology annotation, cellular component: spliceosomal complex.